Molecule: messenger RNA, 411 nt
Organism: Mesocestoides corti
Lineage: Eukaryota; Metazoa; Platyhelminthes; Cestoda; Cyclophyllidea; Mesocestoididae
Source: the annotation of a GenBank genome assembly
AUGGUGCCACCUGUGGUGCUGAUUGACGUGUGGAAACGCGAUUCAGCGACACUGGAUACCAGAAGGUUAGGGGGAGCGUUCGCUCUGGUUUCGACCAAUGUGAAUCCCUUACGAGAGCACGCAGACCUCCAUAAUCGUUCCACCCACACCACGGUUGGACACCGCCCGCCUACUUGGCGAACACUCGAGUUGGCAAAGCCACGAAGGCAGCUUACACAGGUCGGUGUGGUUAGGGUGGACAAGGAGGAGGUCACUGUCGAACGACCGGCAUUCUGUAGUUCUUCAUGGAAAAGCUACAGGUCCGGCAAAUUCGACUGCACCUGUGACCGCCGGCCGGCCUGCUGUCAGGUAAUCCCCACAGACGCUAAAUCAGGCGGCAAAAUCGACGUUGCUGGGUUAAAAAAUGACUGA